GUACAGAGUUAGACUGUGCCAUGGUGUAGCCGCGUUUCGAAUGAGCAGGUAUCUGCAAACUCGUGGACGGUUAACGGAGGUUAUGAGAAACUCGGCGGUGCUUUUGAGCGCGCGAAAAUGAUAGCACGCAUUCGUAAUUCGAAUCUCUUGCAUAUUAUCACCGCAUUAAUUCUCUGCGUGGAAUGUUUGCACACCUCUGUGGCAGUGGAAGCCGAGAUUGGGCUCGACGUGGAAGGGGAUGGGUUUCAUAGAAUGUUGGUGUAUCGUGUGUUUUUUAAGAAUCUCCUCAAUGACGAUUGUCGAGCCGCGAUAUAUCAGAAAUUACCUUCUACUCUGUAUGUCAAUGUCGACGAAAUAGCAGAAUUGACGAGACGAGGAAAGAAUGCAGUAUGCUCUAUGGGUGAAACCAACGUCGAGUUAUUCGCGGAGAAGUCAGGACAGCAGAAUGUGACAACAUGUGGAUCUGUGGUUUCAUCGUCCAGUUGCGUCUUGAUAAUUCCUGUCCAUCAACGUUAUCAGUAUGCUCGAAAGACUGGAGGCUAUGUCAACGUGACUCUGCCAAUGCCAAGGUUGCUGCUGGGAUGCCAAGAGAGGCUCAAGGACCAUAGAGUGUCCAAGAUCAAUCUUUGUGAACCGUGCGUUGACUUGGCAACAAAAUGGCGAGAAAUUCCGUAUACCGUAUUGAACGGCGGUGAUUACGAGUGGUCGGUACCAGUCGGCAACUCGUCUCUCUUAACGUUCGUCAUCUAUGUGACUUUGUUGUUCACCGUUGUUAGCGCGAUAUUUAUUGCGAGCGCCAUUCACGUCAAUGCCUCGAAAAAUCGUCAAAAGGAAGACUGAGCCAACACCUUAAGCACUCACAGGGAACUCUCAGGGACCAAUGGAGAUUCUGUAAUUAUAGAUAUUCGUUGGAACUGGGAUUUUAAUCACUUCUAAACGAAACAUCUUUCGUUUAAGUCAUUUUCUAAAUUUAAAUAGUUUUUAUGCAUUUAUAAAUACUAUUUCGAGAAGCCGAAUUAAACAUAGGUCGUUAAGGGAACAGGUGCAAUUUCAGAUCGUCGAUUACAUUAUUCCUGUCGAACUCAUCUCUUUAACUUAAUUCUAUUUAUUUUUAAAUUGUAUUUCCAUUGCUGCAAAGUCCAUUCGGUUGAUUGUGAAAAAAGAAGAAAGUUAGUCUCUCUCGUUAAUCUCGCGAACAUUCUUAAACGAAGACAACUCUGAUUGGCAAAUGUAUGUGCGCACGAUUGUACAGUUUCUCACGUUUGCGGUAUGUACCCGCGGUACAGCUAGUCGUGUUAAUUUAUAAGAAAUAUAAAUACUUAAGAACACUUAUAUGUACGCACUCUCGGAACGGAGCCUUUCAGAGGCUACUACAUAUGACUCAUACAUAUGUAAUAUCCAUAUAACACACACACACACACAUACAAAUAUAUAUACGGAACAAACACGACACCCAUAGCUUAGAGAAUGAAUGAUAAGGAGUAGGGGAAUGUCAUCGAACAAAAAUGGAUUUUUUGUCGAUCGUCAUGAAAUUUUCUCAAUGUUCCUUAGCUCUUUUAUCGUCGCGAUAAAGCUCGUCGGCGCCUUUGAUACAUUGUCCAAGGCGCUGUCUCGCCUAUUCUUCAUUGCGUCUUUCCACGCUGCAUUUUGCUCGAGCCGAAUAAAAUAAAGAUCAGAUUGGCUACUAGAUAUAAGCCGGCCGACAGGAAGAACAUGUUGCGCCAUUGCAUGAUAUCAUUCUAAAUAGCGGAGAGAGCGAUAAUGAGAUAAACAGUAAAUUUAAGCAUUGCAUUUAAGCGUAACAGUUAAACGCGAUCUACAAUGGGUAGCAUGAUUAUCAGAAGUAAGAGUAAGAAAUUAACCAUAGUCGAUUAUUCUCCUUACAUUUGAGUAUGGUUGGUCAAUUUUUUAUUCUUAUGAAUAGACUCCUACUGCCUAUUGUAGACUAGGCUAAAAGCUUAUUACGCCUAUUGUGGAUCUUUCAGCUUUCGACAUUAGGCGAAAUUGAAAUUUCGCCCGUGUCCGUGAGAUUCACUUUUUGAAUCUGGAAAACACAUGAUUCAUGUAUGACGGGAUCAGCAGCAUCCAGAAUCCCCAGUUGUGGAUGCACUGCGUCACCGGUAGUGUCCAGACUCUCGGAGACUCGUCAGCAUCGGUAUCCAGGAAGUGAGCGGUUUCUGAAAGCGAAAGGAAUGUCGUGUGGACAGGUAAAUUUAUUCCUGCGUUUGAUAUUUCUUCCUUUUUUUUUUGAGCUAUUAUAUACGUUUAAGUAUUUUAUUUAAAAUUCUUUCCUUUUUCUUUAUAAUUUGUUUUUCAUUCGCUCUACGCUCAUAUUAGGUACUGUUAUCUAAAAAUUUUCUACUCGCACCAUUAAUAAUUUUAAGCAACGUUUUUUUCCCAUUUCAUUAUUCGCAACUUUGUUUAUAUCUUAAAUUUUUUUAUUUUAUUUUUUUUUGCACAGAUCAAAGCGAUAUUUUGCAUUUCGCAUAUAUAUUUGAAAAUUUGCCGUCGAAUCGGUAAUCUAGUAGCAAGUCCAGCCAAUGCGUGAAACUGUUAUUCAUUUUUCCUCGAAUGUAUCCACGAAUAAUUUGUCGCAAGGCCACAGGUGAUGUUUCUCUACUAUUCUCACUGUCGACUCGGACGAUUCGCGUAGCACAUCAAAACAUAGCUAAUUCAAAUUUUUAAUCUACCAAUGACAACUGGCUUUCGGAACUAUCGAACAUUACUUUCUCUUAUUACAACCGAUACACUGAAAUUGAGAUAUAUAGUUGCUCACGGUAGUGCUCUCUAUACAGCACAAUUAACUAAAUAUAUCUAUUGAACAAGAAAGUAACAAGAAUAUAUAUUGUUAUUUGUUAUUUAGAAUUUUCAUUUGAAAACAAAAAGUUUGACACAGCGUCCAUAACAAAUUAGGAAGCUCCAGAAAUGUCAAUAUGAGAAAGCGACACUGCCGUUCAAUUUUAGAAUUUCGACAUCUCAGUAUUUGUUGGUAAGAAUGGAUAACACAAUAACAACUGAUCAAUAGUAAGUAAUAUAAGUUUCUGGGAGUCGGUAAGUUAUCAGUGUAGAUGAGUUUCCGGGAGUCGGUAAGCUAUCAGGGUGGAUAGGUUUCCGAAGAUUGGCAAGUUACCAAGAUUGAUAAGUUUUCGGGGGUCAGUGCCAGGGUGGAUAAUUUCGGGAAUAAGUAAGUUUCAAGGGGCGAUAAGUUUCUUUAUUGUGCAUCGCGCAUAUAAAGUUGAAGAAGAAUUACAAUUUUUUUUUUUGAUAGAUUCAAGUAAAGGUUGUUACCUCAUAUUUACCCAUUAUAUAUGAACCAUACUGUAUUCUCGAAGAAAUAAAUGUCAAUGUGGGUUUUUAUCUUCAUUACGAAGGGUCUGAAUGUCCUGUGUAAUCUCAUAAAUCUCAAGUGGCUUCGCAUCAAGAAUUGCAAAAAUAUCGAGGACUGGGCCUUGAACAAAAUAUCAGCAGAGCUUCCAGGGUUAUUAGACAUUUCAGACUGUGAGAAAAUCACUGAGAGAGGAUUGGAGGCACUGUAGAGAAUGUUCAAUCAGAAGAAAUUGAUUGUUACAAAUUGCAACAAAUCUGCUGCAUCAGAGCUAACUUGUAUGAUGUUAGAAGAUUGUAUGUCUGGCUUGACUUGUGGAAAUCUA
Dinoponera quadriceps is the source of this 3650-nucleotide messenger RNA. RefSeq lists its product as uncharacterized. Gene Ontology annotation, biological process: GPI anchor biosynthetic process. The record is from RefSeq and is a predicted model, not a curated record. The transcript has 3 exons. Lineage: Eukaryota; Metazoa; Arthropoda; Insecta; Hymenoptera; Formicidae. Gene Ontology annotation, cellular component: endoplasmic reticulum membrane. Bases 118 to 840 code for a protein of 240 amino acids.